Molecule: messenger RNA, 1443 nt
Organism: Scylla paramamosain (green mud crab)
Lineage: Eukaryota; Metazoa; Arthropoda; Malacostraca; Decapoda; Portunidae
Product: methionine aminopeptidase 1D, mitochondrial-like
Exons: 6
Coding region: 207-1361 (384 amino acids)
Biological process (GO): proteolysis
Cellular component (GO): mitochondrion
Molecular function (GO): metalloaminopeptidase activity
Source: RefSeq, a predicted model, not a curated record
AACACCUUUGUAACAGCACUGUGUUUACAUGUAUAAAAUCUCUAAAAACUCCCUCAUAGACCAUCUUUAACGUGAAUAAUUUCGUCACAUUUAUAUUUAUGGAACUACGAGUUAUCUUAGCGUUUUCCGUCCAUUUCUAAAUUCAUAAGUGUAUGUAGAAUUGUAGAGGAAGUCACUGAAGUCAGCUGAGGCCAAGGUGAGGCGAGAUGACCGGCGUGCUGGCUAGAGGGGCGGGUCUUGCUUGCUUGGUGGCCGGCAGCAGGAAGGCAUUGGUCUGCGGGUGUGGCGAGGCAACCAACACACUGUUCAUCUCCACUGCGGCAUGUCCCUGGAAAGCUGUCACCGCCUGGUCUGUGGGUGGUGUGAGGAGGGGAACGCCCUGGGCCCCCGCCACGCACAGCACUGGGUCCUGCAUCACUUCCCCCCAGCACACCAUGACGGAGCAGAGGCGUGGCGUGUGGGAUUUAUUUAGGAGAGUUAAUUUUGGGAGCUAUGCUGUGCUGGACAACGUGGGAGAGGUGUCGUUACCCCAACCUGUCCCAGCACACAUCCCUCGGCCCCCCUAUGCUGAGACAGGAGAGCCCCUGCCACCUCCUGCCACCCCUGAUAUACACUCCUUGUCUGGGGAGGAAGCAAUGAGGAAUGCUUGCCGUCUGGCAGCUGAAGUGCAGAACGCUGUGAAGGAGAACAUUAAGGCUGGCAUGACCACAGAGGAGGUGGAUGCCCUGGUACACAAUCGGGCUAUAGAUGCAGGAGCAUACCCUUCCCCUCUCAACUACCGUGGCUUUCCCAAGAGCGUUUGCACCAGUGUCAAUAACGUGGCAUGUCAUGGCAUCCCAGAUGACAGACCACUGAUGGAUGGCGAUAUUGUGUCCGUGGAUGUGACGGUGUUCAUAGGAGGUUACCAUGGGGAUUGCUGUGAGACCUACAUGAUUGGGGAGGUGGAUGAUCCCGGCCGGCACCUGGUGAGGGCCGCCCGCAGGUGCCGAGACGAGGCCAUUGCUUUGUGUGGGCCAGGUGUGCCUUUUUAUGCUAUUGGUAACCGAGUGGAGAGGGUGGCUGAGAAGGAAGGAGUGAGAGUGGUGCCUUGCUUUAUUGGCCAUGGGAUCAGCAAUUACUUUCAUGGCCCACCUGACAUUUACCACUGCUACAACUUCUACCCUGGGGAGAUGGAGCCAGGAAUGACCUUCACAGUGGAGCCAGUCAUCACACAGGGCAAGGAGGAGGUGGUGCUACUGGAAGACGGUUGGACAGCAGUCAUGUUAGACAACGCCAGGGCAGCACAAUUUGAACACACAGUACUCAUUACAGACUCAGGCCAUGAGAUCCUCACUGAGUUCAAAGGAAAUGGUGGACAGUAGUUUUAUACACACAUUUACAUGUUGUGUGCAGAAUUAUCAUAGUCAUCGUACAGAAAAAUAAAACCAAUAAACUCAGCUCCCA